AUGCCUCUUCAUUGUGCAGCAGGAGAGAGUGGUGCAGCUCCUGUCGUGGAGAAGUUCGUCGAGUGGGGCGGCGACGGUCUGUUGGAAGCUCAGGAAUUCACGGUACAGCUCGAUCAGAACGUGAAAGAGAGACCGCCCUUUUACUCUCUAAGUCAGGCAAAGCGCACUCCUCUUUACUACGCAGCAGGUCAACCACUUAUAUAGAUGGACUAUUUCACAAAUCCUUCUUUGUUGUCCUUCAGCAAAUGACCAUCUUGAAGUGGUGGAGUGGAUAUUGAAGAGGAACCCAGACCUGCUGAAGAUCGGGGGUGUAGUAAGCUGCACUGCACUGACCAAUGCGUGUCGAAACCGUCUCUGCUCAUAACUCUGACAGGACGGAAAGACGCCGCUGAACAUUGCCAAGCCAAAAGCCGUUGCUGUAAUGGUCGCUGUGGCUGGAACCACGGUCAUGGAGCUCCUUACAAGUGGUAAAUCGCCAGAGCCUCAUGGACUUUCGGGAGUGGUACCGGGCGUGAAACGAUUCCUGAAGGACGGCAGUGAGUCGCCGGGCCUGGACACCCUUCGGUGGUGUUCCGUGUUUCGCCAACUGAUGCAGUCGCGGCCAAAGGAUUCUCUCGCAGAGUAAGAGAAGUCUCGCAGCCAGAGCCUCUGUAUCCGUUCUGCUUGAUGGGCCUGCAGUGAUCUUAUGAACAUAGCAGACUGGCAGGAGGUAAAGAAGAAAACAGAGCAUCCAUCACUUCUGAGGCGUCGAAUUAGCUCAGGCGUUCACGGCAUUCUGCGCCGAUACAGAUGAAGCGCAGUUCCAAUACUUACUUGGGGGCAAAGAGAAAGAGUGGUUUGCGCUGCUGGAAUCUGCAGAGCCCCUGCAAGUGGUCAUACAAGGUGAGCCUCAUAAGAGCCUGACUCCGUCGCCCGCUGCAUGUCUCCUUCUCCGUGCUCUGGAUCCCUGCGACAGCCAACUCCGUCGCAUUCGUGACAUGCUUUUGGCGAAACAGAUAUACUCUCUCGGACGACGAGCUGUCGCAAAUGCUGUCGCCCCGCAUAGUUUUCUUCACCCGAGCGCUAUCCAUGCUUCUGAUGUGGCUAGCAUAUCAAUGAAGCAACUAGUCACAUGGCAUGGCAUCCCUUUGUGUGUGUCAGGGUGGCCUUCGUGCUGCUCCACAUCCAGUCGAUCAAAGAGGACAGCGGUGUGAUGUUGACGUGGCUAUGGGGUACAGUGCUCACAGGUGCGGACAGAGUGACACACAUGUUGAUCAGGCAUGUAUCGUCACAUGUUGAUCAGGUGUGGGAUUCAUCCUGCUGGAGACGUUCCAAGUGCAGAGACAUGCUUGAUCAACAUGUGUGUCACUCGGUGCGUGUGUACUUGCAGGCCAUCCGCUUGAAGGCUUCGUACUGGGCAGACUCAUGGUGUGCGUCAGGCGUGCAAUGCCAACUGUGCUGGCCUUCAUCUGUGCAUCUGCGUGCUGUUGGUGUGGGCUUCAGGAACAUCAUCGACUUCGCGUGCUCCCUGUCAAUCGCAGGCUUCAUUGCCAUUCACUUCGCUGGCUGGUCGUCGUCGGCGGAAAUGAGCUCAGGGAUAGUGAUCGCGCUCGGCUUUGCCUUGCGCCUCCUGCAAACUGCCUCUCUGCACCCCGCCGUCGGGCCACUCAUCCUGUGAGGCGGCUAAGGCAACCAGGAUUGUGUCUAUCAUUGUGCUGUUGUCAACCAUUUGAUGUAUUCUCAAAUGGAUCAGGGCCAUUCUGAGGAUGCUGUCGGACAUCAGCAUCUUCCUGUUUGUAUAUCUUUACAUCCUGAUGGUAUUCGCCGGGAUGUUCACUCUUCUCUCAUCCGAUGGAGACAGCGAAUACUUCGGCAACUACGGCAAAGCCAUGCUCACACUGUACGUAUAUGUGUGUGUGGAUGAAAAGAAGACUGCGCCACUCACAUGGCUGCAGUUUCUACGCCGGCCUUGGAGACUUUAAUGCCGCCUUGGACAAAGCCAUCGAGAGCCACGACACCGUGCGCACCGUCCUGCUGUUCAUCUACGUCGUCCUGUCAUCCAUCAUACUCUGA
Molecule: messenger RNA, 2052 nt
Organism: Vitrella brassicaformis
Lineage: Eukaryota; Vitrellaceae
Source: the annotation of a GenBank genome assembly